CUGCCGCUCCCGGAAGCUCCCUCAGACGGGGAGACGUGUCGCUGCGGUGCCGGCGGGGCUGCCAUGGCGGAACCCGGACAGCUGGAGCGGCUGCAGCGGCGUGUGCGGGAGCUGGAGGAGGAGCUGGCCCGGGAGAAGGGCGGGCGGCAGGCGCCGCGGGCCCGCAUCGAGACCAUGAGCCCGGAGGUGACGGACUCCAACCCCUACAGUCGCUUGAUGGCGUUAAAAAGAAUGGGAAUUGUCAGAGACUAUGAGAAAAUCCGUACCUUUACAGUUGCAAUAGUAGGUGUAGGCGGAGUUGGCAGCGUGACUGCUGAGAUGCUGACAAGGUGUGGCAUUGGUAAGCUGCUUCUGUUUGAUUACGACAAAGUGGAAUUGGCAAACAUGAACAGGCUCUUCUUCCAACCUCAUCAAGCUGGAUUAAGUAAAGUGCAAGCAGCAGAGCAUACUUUGAGGAAUAUUAAUCCUGAUGUGCAGUUUGAAGUACAUAACUACAACAUCACGACACUGGACAACUUUGAACAUUUCAUGGAUAGAAUAAGUAACGGUGCACUAGAGGAAGGGAAGCCUGUCGAUCUCAUUCUAAGCUGCGUGGACAACUUUGAAGCUCGCAUGGCUAUUAACACGGCCUGCAAUGAACUUGGACAAAUCUGGAUGGAAUCUGGAGUGAGUGAAAACGCAGUGUCAGGACAUAUACAGCUGAUCAUACCUGGUGAAUCUGCUUGUUUUGCGUGUGCUCCUCCACUUGUAGUCGCUGCAAAUAUUGAUGAGAAAACAUUAAAACGAGAAGGAGUUUGUGCAGCCAGUCUUCCUACAACUAUGGCUGUUGUGGCAGGAAUUCUCGUACAAAACGUUCUGAAAUACCUGUUAAAUUUUGGUACUGUGAGUUACUAUCUUGGUUACAAUGCGAUGCAAGAUUUCUUUCCAACUGUGUCUAUGAAGCCAAACCCACAAUGUAGUGACCCAAAUUGCAGAAAACAGCAAGAAAAUUAUAAGAAAAAAGAAGCUGCACAACCAAAACAAGAAGUAAUUGAACAGGAAGAAGAAAUAGUACAUGAAGACAACGACUGGGGCAUCGAAUUAGUAUCAGAAACUUCAGAAGAUGAGCUGAAGGCUGCGUCUGGCCCAGCACCUGAGCUUCCUGAGGGAAUUACUGUAGCAUAUACUAUCCCAAAUAAGGAAGAGAAUUUGAUAACUGAGGAGACAGUAGCAGAGUCUGAAGAAAGCCUAGAAGAACUCAUGGCCAAAAUGAGAAACAUGUAGCAAAACAAAUACUAAGUACCACUUUCAGGAGUUUGGGUUGACACUGGACUUUGAAAAGACCAGACUUUUUUUUUCCACCUCCACUGGAGCUUAUCUGUACAUUUCUGAUGAAAUGGAACUGUUACAGGGGCGGGAAAGAAACAGACUUACUUUGUUUAUAUUCUGUUGUCUAUUCAUAUCUUUACGAUAGGGUGUUGUGCUACUGUAAAUUUUAAUGUCUCAGCAUUGCUAGUGUCCAGAUAUUCAGUAGAAAAUAAAAGGAGAUGGAUAAACUAACAAAAGCAGGUGUAGUACAUUAUAUGUAACAUCAUGUAAUGAGAACAAUACAUGGUAUAGGACAAAUAAAGGUUAAAUCUGCUGGAGUGGAUUGAACAGGUCAAGGGCAGAUGAUGGUGCAUCGCUCAUUGCUGCUCCUCGUUCUCCAGGCACCGCUACGAGUUGUUCUCUGGUCUCCAUCACUUCUUGGUAUGGAUUGUGCUGUGGCUGCUUUUUCUGAGUAAACAUAAUAUUUUAGCCUUUUCAUCUGCCUUAAAUAUCUCUGGGAUGGAUUUUUUUUUAAACUUCCCUGGUUUUAUCAAAGUUUUACUACUGCUUGUUCUUAAAUAGCUGCCUAUAUGUUUUGAUUGGUAAUGCUUUGAGUAUGCCGCAACAAGGCGAAGUCUUCUGUUAGUAGAUAACUAUACUAACAGUAUGGGUGUUAGCAUGUCACUAUUUCAGCUGGCAGAUGCUUUACAUGAAAAAUCUGUUAGAAUUACCAGCAACAUUGGAAAGAACAGGAGAUUUUGUCUAUUUUAAAAAAUAAGUAUUAUUUUUGUUGUUUAUUUAGCUAUAGUUCUGAUCCAUCCCCAUUGUAUGGGCCCUAUUAAGGAACAUACUUAAUCUGAGUUUGCACAGAAAAGCUUCUAAAAUUAGAUGCUCUAAACUUCGUUUAGUGUUGCAAGUUUCUUCAGUCGAGUAGCUGUGCUAUUGUAUAUCUUGUAAAUAACGUUAGUGCAGUCAUAUUACCUUGUAAAUUAUCAUGUGUCCUUACACUGACCUGUAAGUGCACACAGCCUGCAGUGCCGGUACCCUCCAGAGCAGGAAGUAGCCAUUUCAAGUAUUUUAACUACUGUUGGUGUCUGAUCCAGAACUUGAUCAUUAUUUAAUUUGCCUUAGAAGAAUGUACUUGCAGUACAAUACAAAUAUUUCCAACUUGGGCUGUUCAAAAAAAAAAACCCAUCCACAGCAUGAUGCAGCCAACAGAGAACCAGAUAGUAGUGGUGGAAGCAGCAUCCCACCAACAUGUAAAAAGAGAGUAAUAUUGUGCCACUGCUUCUGUGGCAGCUGAAUGAAUACUUAAUUUAAAAUGUUUAAUUUCUAAGCAUCCGUUACAAACUUCAAAAUCUCUUUCCUCCACAGCUGACACUGGAUUAUAUUAUAUACAUAAAAAUAAUCUCUGAAGCUAGUGAGGGAGGUUUUUGGGUGGUAUUUGGGUGUGGUGUCUCAUACUGUAAAAUGGAAGUGGGUUUUUUUUGGACCAAGUUCAGUUUUGGAGAAACCAGAUUUUAGAAACAAACUGUAAAGAGGGAUGGGAAAUAGAACAGUGAGAUCAUUAAAAAGGUACAUACUUUAAUCUGUGUCACUAUGUCUGCGGUAGCUUGAUCCAAGUGUCAGUUUAAGUGUUACUCACGUUUCUUUGCGACUUUACCUUUCUGUUGGGAACAAUAAAAGUGAGGCACAUGCCCGGCUCUGGAGGUCCUGCAGCAAACAGUUUGAUUCGUUUCUGCAACAGCUCAGUUAAUCUUGACCCUGAACCAUUUGGCCGGUAUGACUGCUAGCACAGGUUUGACAGCUUUACAAGGCGCUACUGUUUACCAUUUUACUUCAUGUACAGUUUUAUGAGUCAACAAAUAUGCUUUUGUAAGCCCACUUACGGAGUAUGCAAAAUGGUUCUCAAGUUACUUGCAGCUUGUAUAUAUGAGAAGAAUUUGAAAGAAUUAGAAAAUACAUUCAGAUGAUUGAGCCAAUGGUUAAAAUUAUUUAGAAAUAAACAGCAUCAAAAAAAAAAAAAGGAGCUUAAAGGAUUUUUAAUUAAAAAGACAUAAGUAUAAUCUACUCCGACUGUAAAACAUAAUGGAAAAUGUACGCCUUCUUUUGUUAUGAACUAACAAAUUAAAGCAUAUUGCAAUGGUUUA
This is a messenger RNA of Phalacrocorax carbo (great cormorant), 3437 nucleotides long. The record is from RefSeq and is a predicted model, not a curated record. Lineage: Eukaryota; Metazoa; Chordata; Aves; Suliformes; Phalacrocoracidae.